GUAUAAGCCAGUAUGAGUGAUUAUGAUGACGACUUUGAAGAGUACAAUGAUACCUUCAAGGACCAAACAGCCAAGAAAACAACUGGAAAGGCUGCUAAAGGCAAGAAAGAAUCCAGUUAUGACAACACCUUCGCUAGGGAUAAGACAUUGGGGAUCAAGCCAAGAGACCAUAAACCAUUUGGUGUGAAAGGGCCUAAAGCUCCUUUUACUGUGAAGAAGCAAGCUCCUAAAGGGCUUUCCAAACAUGGAGGUAUUCACAGCUCAACUCCUAAUCUUAGCAAAGAUGCUAAAGGGACCAAGAAGGGACUUUUGGCUGAAACUAAUGGUAAAACUCACAAAUAAAUUGCAUAAUUUCGGCCUGACCAAGAAAGCCCAGCAAGCUCUUAAGCCUUCGAAAGGGACAAUGGUCGAGCAGCUUGAGAAAUUAAUGGAAGAAGCACAAACUAAAAUGGAAGAAUUUAUCAAGCAGCAAGAGUCUCAAGGAGAGACCGGAGCCAAGCUUGAAGCUGCUAAGCAAGAGAACAAGUAUCUCCAGGAUACCAUGGUUGCAAUGAACUCUGCUGUGAACCAGCUUUUUGAGAAGCAAAUGAAUAUAAAGCACUACCCUCAAACUGGAAGGAUAAAAUCACCUCCUAAAAGUGCUCAGAUGCGGUACAGGACGAAAGAGGUUGAGAAUUCACAGAAGGCGCUUGAAAACAUAAUGGCUGAGCACGAACAUUUGUCCCAAAGAAUGGAGACUGUUAAAGACCCGAGCUAUUAUUCCAGCUUGCAUUCAGAUCUUUCUAGUGUCAAACAGCAAAUGAAGGAGGCUGAGAAGGAGUCCAAGGAGCUCCAUACCGAGCAAAAACGUCGGGAGCUGGAAACUGAGAAGCUCCUUGCUCAGGGUGCUCCUGAUUCCAUGUUUCAGAUCAAAGAACUUCAAAAUAAAGUCACUAUUAAUAAGGACCAACUCCUUGAAGAAGAGAAACAAAGUGCUGAGCUGGACGACCUGCUUCAGAAUAUUGAGGAAAGAGAACAAGAGCUUAAGGAAAAAGAGGAGAAAUUGCGUGCAGAAGGCUCUUCUCUUGGAAUCAAUUUCGACACAACGGUCGAUGAAGCCAAACGAGAAAUGAACGCUCAACUCCAGAACAAGAGGGACACCUACGAGAAACAUCUUGGCAUUGCUGAGCAUGCCAGCAAGGUGAUGAAGAAGAAGCUCAAGAACAUGUCCAAGUCUAAUAAAGCCAAGCUCAGAGAACUUGAGAAGCAGAAGGAAGAAUUCGAUAAAGAGCUUCAAGCUAAGACUGACCAAGUCAAAGAGAAGAAUGCUGAAAUUGCGGAGCUCAUGAAAAAGAAUCAGGAGCUGCAGAAGGCAAAGAAGAAGGACCACAACAAGUUUAUGGAAAACGGAAAGAACUCGAAUGGCUAUGAUGCAGUAGAAAGAGCUAUUCAGGAGCAGAACGAGAAAGAGACCCAAGCAGCUAUACUCAUCCAGAAAUGGGGAAGAAUUUUGCUUGCUAAGAUAUACGUGAAGAGACUUAGAGAGGCACGGGAUCAGAACAGUGCUGACAAAGAAGAUGAAGAUGAUUUUUAUAGCCAAGGUGAUAUUACUAUGCAGAAGAACCCUAAGACUCCAAAGAAAGUAUCUAAAUUGAAAGACACCCCAUCAAUUCCAGUGAAGAAGGAUGACGAGGUGCCUAUUUUUAAGAAAAAGAAGUCUUUUGAGAAACCAGUUGAUCUAGGCACCCCUCAUGUUAGUUCUGGGGAAGAAGAUAAGAGGAAAAACUUGAAAAAGGUUAUAUCCAAGCCUCAGAUAGGCAAGAAGAGAAUCACCAGUAAGCCUUUCUAGUGCUC
Messenger RNA from Moneuplotes crassus, 1833 nucleotides. The record is from the annotation of a GenBank genome assembly. Lineage: Eukaryota; Ciliophora; Spirotrichea; Euplotida; Euplotidae.